UACAGCGCCGCGCGUCGUCUCACCAUGCUGUCUUGGUGGACACCUCUGUUAGCCGCUGCUGUCUCCGUCGUCGUGGUCCUCUCCCUGUCUCCCAACAACAAUCAGAUCAGAAGGGCAAGCGCCCUCCCCCUUAGAGCCAAGAGGUCCAUUGAGCACAUUAUACAAGACUGUGUGAUGGUGACCUCAGAGGAAGGUCACUUCUACUACAAGUCUCCCGGAGGAGAGGAAGUGACUGCCUGUGGCGUCUUCCUCAUCACUGACCCUGACAAGGUGGUGGAGGUCUACUUCGACCACCUCGAUGUACCUUGCAACACUGGUGGCCUAGUGUCUUUCGUAGAUGGUUGGGAGAUGAAUGGACAGUUCUUCCCAAGCGCAGAUGAUCAUCCAAAACCUAUGUCAGAGAGGUACCAAGAGUUCUGUGGCAGUCGUCAACCCAAGACUGUGUUUCUAUCUUCUCAGAAUGCUGGCUUGGUGCAAUACAAAGUUCCCAAACGUGGAAGAGGCUUCAGCUUCCAUGUCAGAUACAUCAGGAACCCCACACCUUGCAACAUCCUGAUAGAGGGUACGUCGGAUGUGUACACUCUGCGCAACUAUGGCAAGCAUGUCAACUGCAGCCUGACCGCGGUGUAUCCUGCGCAGGUACGUGUGCUGCAGCUGGGCGUGGGGAUGGCCUUCAGUAAACGAAACCUGCAAGUCGAAACAGGAACCAUUCACAAGUGUGACAAGCGAGGAAUGCCCGACUUUGUACAGCUGGGAGGCAGUGAGGGAUUGGACCUGUCUACCUACAGCGUCAUAGACUCUAUUUGUGGCACAGAUUCUCUGCCAGAGCGUGUGGUGGAGACAAUUCUGUGCGGAGUUACGACUGUCAGACUGGUGUCCAGUGGAGAGUUUGACAACGCUGUCACUAUCCAACUGCGACAAGCAGAUGAAGAAGAUAUCCCCAGCGCCUCCCUCAUUUGUGGUCUCUGAGGACCACCGCAUUCUGUGUAGUUCUCAACCCCUUCGCCAGAGAUCAUCACCACGUUUUUUAUGCCAUUUACUACAGUUUAGGGAGACCACGACUUCUAACCAAACACGACUUGUAGAUUGUUUAUUUUUUUGAAUUUCUGUAAAUUUGAUGUACAGUAACGAUGUGACGGUGAUAAUAAAUGUUUCACCACCUUG
Messenger RNA from Macrosteles quadrilineatus (aster leafhopper), 1164 nucleotides. RefSeq names its product corticotropin-releasing factor-binding protein. Gene Ontology annotation, biological process: negative regulation of corticotropin secretion; hormone-mediated signaling pathway; negative regulation of corticotropin-releasing hormone receptor activity. Gene Ontology annotation, molecular function: corticotropin-releasing hormone binding. Bases 25 to 969 code for a protein of 314 amino acids. Lineage: Eukaryota; Metazoa; Arthropoda; Insecta; Hemiptera; Cicadellidae. The transcript is spliced from 8 exons. The record is from RefSeq and is a predicted model, not a curated record.